AGAAAAAAUUUGUGGAUAUUACUGCAAAAUAUUUCUAAAAAUAUGUGUUUUAUUUAAAAAAAAAAAUUAAAGCAAAUGUUAUAAAAAAUUAAGAAAAUAUUGUUUGUGUGUUUUAAAGAAAUUUCUGUAAAUUUGUGUGUGCUUGUUAAUCUAUAAAUAUUAACGACGAAAGCAAGUUAAAAAAAACAAAAAAAAAAAAUAUUAAGAAAAAAUUGCAACACCAUCAUUGAAAACCAAUACCAGCAAAAGAAAAAAAAUAAAAAAAUAAUAAUUGUAAUAGUAAAAAAAAGUAAAAUUUUAUCAUAAAACACCCAUUUGUGUAAAAACAAAAUCUAAUACGAAGAGCAAUAAGAAAAUUAAUUUCUAAACAAUGAAUCGUACUGAUGGCUUAGUAAGACGUGCCGUACGUCCUAGAGAAAAUGGUGCCGAAGGUGGUGGCAGUGCAUCCGGUAAUGCUAAUACACCCGAGGAUAAUCCCGAUAUGUUGGAUAAUAAUGAUCAAGAGGAUAACAUAGAUGAUGGCGAUUCCAAAGAGACACGUUUAACAUUAAUGGAAGAGGUCUUACUAUUGGGUUUAAAAGAUAAAGAGGGAUACACAUCUUUUUGGAAUGACUGCAUAUCAAGCGGCCUACGUGGCUGUAUACUCAUUGAACUUGGCAUACGUGGACGUAUUAUGAUGGAAAAAUCUGGUAUGCGUAGACGUGGAUUGUGUUCAAGAAAAGUUAUAUUAAAAUCAGAUCAACCAACUGGAGAUGUUCUAUUAGACGAAGCUCUUAAGCACAUUAAAGAAACAAAACCACCAGAAACAGUUCAAAGUUGGAUUGAAUAUUUAAGUGGUGAAACUUGGAAUCCUUUAAAAUUACGCUAUCAAUUGAAAAAUGUACGAGAACGUUUGGCUAAGAAUCUGGUUGAAAAGGGUGUCUUAACAACAGAAAAACAAAAUUUCUUAUUGUUCGAUAUGACAACACAUCCUUUAAAUGAUAAUGUGGUUAAAUGUCGUUUAGUUAGAAAGAUACAAGAUUCCGUUUUGUCCAAAUGGGUCAAUGAUCCACAACGCAUGGAUAAACGUAUGUUGGCACUGAUAUUUUUGGCUCAUGCUAGUGAUGUUAUAGAAAAUGCUUUUGCUCCCCUUAAUGAUGACGACUACGAAGUGGCUAUGAAACGUGUGAGAGAAUUAUUGGAUUUAGAUUUUGAGGCCGAAGCGGCCAAACCCAAUGCCAAUGAAAUUCUUUGGGCAGUUUUUAUGGCUUUCACUAAAUAAAAUCUAUUAUUUUAAUUAAGUAAUUUUUAAAACAAUUAUUAUUUUUAUUAAAAACA
Lucilia cuprina (Australian sheep blowfly) is the source of this 1317-nucleotide messenger RNA. RefSeq names its product Golgi phosphoprotein 3 homolog sauron (gene sau). NCBI's taxonomy places the organism in Eukaryota, Metazoa, Arthropoda, Insecta, Diptera, Calliphoridae. Gene Ontology annotation, biological process: retrograde vesicle-mediated transport, Golgi to endoplasmic reticulum; Golgi organization; Golgi vesicle budding. The record is from RefSeq and is a predicted model, not a curated record. Gene Ontology annotation, cellular component: cytosol; trans-Golgi network; Golgi cisterna. Gene Ontology annotation, molecular function: phosphatidylinositol-4-phosphate binding. The coding region runs from base 371 to 1261 and encodes 296 amino acids. The transcript has 5 exons.